Messenger RNA from Notolabrus celidotus (New Zealand spotty), 1728 nucleotides. RefSeq names its product collagen alpha-1(XXIII) chain-like. The transcript has 15 exons. The record is from RefSeq and is a predicted model, not a curated record. NCBI's taxonomy places the organism in Eukaryota, Metazoa, Chordata, Actinopteri, Labriformes, Labridae. Bases 440 to 1531 code for a protein of 363 amino acids.
AAGAUUGAUUUAUAUCUGCAGUAAUGUGAGGAGUUAAACCCUGCAGGUUAGAACAACAAGCUUUUCUGCAUCUUUGAUUUCAUUAGAGUAAAAUAUCAUCCUUUAAUCUCCUGUGUCUCCUGAUCUGUGUUUCUUUGAACAGUUGUCCUCAUGUAACACUCCCAGAGGUUCACUAUGAGGCCUCUCCGCCUCUCCGCCUCGUUAGAUUUAUAGAUUUAGAUUGCAUUGUGUAAUCUCUGUGAGGAACUUGGCUCUGAGCCCUGGAUGUAAAAGGAAAUACAGUAAUGAUAAUAUAACACAAAGUGACAGAAGGUGCCUCAGUGUUUCAGCCUCCACAGCAGCCUCUGAUCAGCAGCUCCUCUUUGGCUCUGUGUCUGAAGUAAUUAUCUGAUUAUUCGAGCCGGGCGCUGCCAGGGGCUGCGUUGCAUUUCCACAGUUUAUGGAGAUAAGUUGGACUCAGCGUGCAAGCUUAGCAGAAAGCUCCCUGGCUCUGCUGCUGGACGAUGACCAGCAGGAGAAGCGGCUCCAGCAGACGGCCCCACUGCAGGACGAGGGCUCCAUCACAGAGCUGUGCAGAGGAGGCGACGCUGAGGAAGAGGAGAUGCUGACUCAGCUGGUGUUGGGAUGGACUGCCUUGCUCAGCGGCCUCCAGCCGGCAGCUCCCUCCAUCACAACCAGACUUCUGUCUAACAGAGGCAGCAGGCUGACUCCUGGGAAAUGUCAAGUCUUCAUCCCGCCUCCUCUUCCUCCACCGCCGUUUCCUCCCAUCAAACGGAAAGCAGAGCUGAUGGUGGAUCUCACAGAACACAUCACAGGACCUAAAGGAGAGAAGGGCUGCAGAGGACCCCGAGGAGCGAGGGGUAAACCUGGAGUAACAGGUCCAGAGGGAGAGUCUGGAUCACAGGGGAUCAUGGGACAGCUGGGUCAAAAGGGGGAGAAAGGAGACCGAGGCUGGAGGGGUCUGUACGGAGACAUCGGGACUCCCGGGAUGAUAAAGGGCAGUAAAGGACGUCGAGGAUUCAGGGGAGAAAACGGUCUGAGAGGACGCCGUGGAGCAGGAGGAGAGACGGGAGAGUCCGGAGUCCCCGGAGAGCUCGGAGAGAAGGGCGACCUGGGUCUGUGGGGCGAUCGAGGGCAGAGGGGAGAGCAAGGACCCCGAGGUCAGAGUGGAGCCAGAGGGGGUGUGGCGUUGAAAGGAUCUCGAGGACCUUCAGGACGGCAGGGUCACCCUGGUUUUGCAGGGCUACAUGGUUUGACUGGAGAUCCUGGACUACCUGGGCAAGUUUUUAUCCUUCCAGGUCUGCAGGGAGACACCGGAGACCUCGGUCCUUCAGCCAGGUGUAACUGCUCCAACGUCCGGGCCCCGAAACCCCUGCUGGACCGAGUGAACCUGAUCUUCAUUGCAGACGGAGAGAAGCAGAUGAGGAGGCUGAGAGGAGAGAACGUGAUGGUGCUGAGGACGGACAGGAACGCUCUCUACAUCUACUCUCAGUCUCAGUGGAUCAACGUCCUGGAGGACUCACGGCACUGACAGACCCCUCAGACCGACCCCUCUGCGUCUAACUCAGGCUGAAGUGCCUUUGAGCAUCAAACCCUUAAACCUCAGUGGAUCCAGUGGAGCCGCUCAGAGAGCUGCAGCUCAGACUGGUUGUACUGGGAUGAGUCCAGGUGUGAAUGUGAUCCGAUCAGGUGUACACGUGUUAAAUAAAGUCUGAUCCGUCCUCUGAA